GGUUGCACCCCGGCGUAAGUUAACGCUUUCGCAGCGGUAACGAACGGUGCACCUGUUAAAAGGAUGUGAAAGGAAGCGCCUUUCCCGUGCAAAUCUCUCUGCAAUCUCCCUGAAGAAAUAACACCCAGGCAGUACGCGGUAGGCGCUUGCCUUGAGACUCGCGGACGGUACACGCAACAGUUUCGCAGGUGAUUAACAGGACUGCUCCAUCGCAAGCCCCAAACGACUGAAACAGGAUUAGGAGACUGCCGCUCUGCAUCCCAAAUCAUGGCAUCAUCCUGCUUCAUCUCCGCAUUAUCACCGAGUAGGAAGCGUGGAGUUAUGGCCGAAAAGCCACUUGACGCUGGAUGUGUGUCGAUUGCUCUUGAAGACACUGUGUGCAACGGAGGGUCCCAGGACGCACCGCUCCUCACCACACACCUGAAGAAGGUGGAAAACCAUAUCACAGAGGCUCAGAGGUUCUCCCAUCUGCCCAAGCGUCCGGCUGUGGACAUAGAAUUCAGUGACCUCUCCUACUCUAUAAGGGAGGGACCUUGUUGGAGGAAAAGAGGGUACAAGACUCUUUUAAAAUGCCUUUCUGGAAAGUUCUGCAGUCGGGAGCUAAUCGGCAUAAUGGGUCCCUCAGGCGCUGGGAAGUCUACCUUCAUGAAUAUUUUGGCAGGAUACAGGAAAACGGGAAUGAAAGGGCAGAUCCUUGUAAAUGGGCAGCCUCGGGAUUUGCGAACAUUCCGGAAGAUGUCCUGUUACAUCAUGCAAGAUGACAUGUUGCUGCCACACCUCACAGUCCUGGAAGCCAUGAUGGUUUCAGCCCACCUUAAGCUGAAGGAGAAAUUGGAAGUUAAAAAGGAACUGGUGAAUGAGAUUCUGACAGCACUGGGACUGCUAAAAUGCUCAAACACCCGGACCCUCUCUCUGUCUGGUGGACAACGCAAGCGGCUGGCCAUUGCGCUGGAGCUCGUCAACAACCCUCCCGUUAUGUUCUUCGAUGAGCCGACCAGUGGUCUGGACAGUGCCUCUUGCUUCCAAGUUGUGUCGCUGAUGAGGUCACUAGCUCAGGGCGGGAGAACCAUCAUCUGCACUAUCCAUCAGCCCAGCGCUAAGCUCUUCGAGAUGUUUGACAAGCUCUUCAUCGUGAGCCAAGGGCAGUGCAUCUACAAAGGGAUUGUUCCCAACCUCAUCCCCUUCCUUAAAGGACUGGGACUACAUUGUCCGACCUAUCACAACCCUGCAGACUUCAUCAUUGAGGUGGCUUCAGGUGAAUAUGGAGACUUGAACCCUCUGCUCUUUAAAGCUGUGCAGGAUGGAAUGUGCACCAUGGCAGAGAAGAAGAACUCAACCAGUGGCAGUGAUCCAUCAGGCUGGAAGAGCCAGAGCCUCACGGACUCUGGUCCAAUUGAGAGCCGCACUUUUGCCAUAAGCUCCUUCGCUCAGUUUUGUAUCCUCUUCAGAAGAACCUUUGUUUCCAUAUUGAGGGAUGCGGUUCUGACCCAUCUGCGUUUCAUCUCCCACAUUUGCAUUGGAGUCCUGAUUGGUCUACUGUACCUCAACAUUGGUAACGAGGCAGAGAAAGUAUUUAACAACACAGGAUGCCUCUUUUUCUCCAUGCUCUUCCUCAUGUUUGCUGCUCUGAUGCCGACUGUACUGACCUUCCCUCUUGAGAUGUCUGUUUUCUUGAGGGAGCACCUCAACUACUGGUACAGUCUCAAGGCCUACUACUUAGCAAAAACUAUGGCGGACGUUCCUUUCCAAGUGAUCUGCCCAAUUGUGUACUGCAGCAUUGUGUACUGGAUGACGGCGCAGCCUCCCGAGGCUUCACGGUUCCUCUUAUUUGCUGCACUUGCCACAGCGACUGCAUUGGUGGCCCAGUCACUUGGACUCCUGAUCGGCGCUGCUUCCACGUCUUUACAGGUUGCCACAUUCGUGGGCCCUGUCACUGCUAUCCCCGUGCUCCUGUUCUCUGGAUUCUUUGUUAGCUUUGACACCAUCCCCACAUAUCUACAGUGGAGUUCCUACGUCUCUUAUGUCAGAUACGGCUUUGAGGGUGUCAUCUUGUCAAUUUAUGGAUUGGACAGAAAAAACCUGACCUGCAAUACCGAGUUUUGUCCUUAUAAGGAACCAAAGAAAAUUCUGCAAGAGUUGGAUGUGCAGGACGCAAAGCUUUACAUGGACUUCAUUGUCCUGGGUAUUUUUUUUGUUAUUUUGCGUUUGAUGGCCUACCUCGUCCUGCGUUACAAAGUCAAAUCUGAAAGAUAGAAAGGGAAUUGCAUACAGGUGGAUAUUUUGCGGCAUUUCGUCACACUGUCUGUGAACUGGAUCCAUUCUCGUGAGGUUUCGGAAUUGCUGAAAGCCUGUGUUAAGAUUGGGAACUGCUAGGCCGUAAAGCCUGAACGGUAAUCUCUAAAAAGGAAUCUUCAAACAUCAUGAUGGCUUUUGACAGGCCUUUUGGUUUUCUGAUUUUUAUUUUUUGCCUCUCUAGUUUUCCUUUUUGAAUCUUUAUCAAUUCUCACCCCGCGUGGAAGAUGGUUUGUCAGAGAAAACGACCUAUAUAAUGAAACAACUGUGCUUUGGCCUUCUGCACAAUGACAAUGUCAGAACGAUGCACCAACAACUGUUGAAAAAGCCCCAUUUGUGAAUUGUUAGACAGAUGUUACUCUGAAGUGUAUGUUUUUUUUUAAGAAGAUACAAAACAGAACUUUGAUUUUAGAACCAGAUUGUGAAUAAGCACAGUUUUUGUAGAACAAUGUACGCUUUAAUCUGUCACCUUGAGCAUGUUUGCUUAUAGCACGUUUUGUCAAAUUAUACUAAAUGUAAGUUUAAAUAAGGAAGCAAGGCAUUACAAACUAGGCUUUAAAUAUUGUAGUAGGCAUUGUGGAAAGUCUCUAUUACUUUUUGACAUUUUAAAAGUAUAUUUAAAAAGCUACAGUCUCGAAAGCGUAAAACAUUUAAAAAAAAAGGUAGUGUUAGCAAUUUUACCAAAUUUUGUAUUAGUAUUAUGGUUUUUAUUUUUUUUUGGUACUUAGAGAUUUCCUUUCUCGGUUAUUAAAUAAUAUCUAAAUUAUGUCUUUCUUCUCCCCCACACCACAGUAUUGUUUUUUUUAGGAAUCUUUUAAUCUCUUGAAAGCAACUCCCAUUUUGUGUAGCUGCACUGCACUGUAUCCAGAUGUUUGAACAAAUCACUGUGCUUAUCAUUUUGAAUUGCUCCAUUUCUUUUCUAAAUUUAAUGCUACUUCAGUCCCAGAGCAAAAGGGACAAUAAUCAUCAUUUCAUUGUGACAUAUGGUUCUAGAAUGUUUACUCUUCAAUCAAGUUCCAGUAAUUAUAAAGAUUCAUCUUCAUGAAGCAUGCAGAAACUCCUGGUAAUGUCCUUACACUAUUAUAGAAAAUAACAUUGCAAAGCUCUUAGUCAAUAUUGCAGUAUUUUAUGGUCUAAGUGUUCAUGGUCUGUUGACACUUUGACUUUAUCUAUGUGGCUGACUAUGGUGUGGGAGAGUGUACAGUUUUAUAAUUUUAAUUUCAAUACACAUAAGUUCGACUUUUUAAAAGAGCAGUAUCCUUACUGCAGGCUUGCACAUUGAAUCUCCAAUGGUUAGCAUUUUGUUUGUGGCUUAAAUGUCAUUUUCCUCCACAAAUAUCUUUUCAUACCAGUUUCAAAUCUCUAUUUUUCUCUCCAACAAUUUGUACAUUUAGUCUAAUUUAUUUGAUUGUAAAAUUCUCAACUCUGCUCGUCGGAGUCUAAAGUGUGCAUUGAGGACAGAAGGUAAAAUAUAAGGCUGUUUUAAAAAAAAUAUAUUGACAUUUUGACAGUGAUCCUUUCAAUCCUGUUUCCCAGCUCCUGCUUUCUCAUAGACCACACAAAGCCAAAGUCAAUGCUGAGUUUAUUGUUAUAUGUACAUGUAUGCACAGGUGCAAUGAAAAACUUGCAGCAGCAUAAGGGCUCCCUCAACUGCAGGAGAAAAAACAAUUAGUCCACAGUCAGUGCAUUGUGUCCAGUUCUGAUCACCACACGUGAGGAUGGAAGGUCUUGGGUAGGUGCAGAGAAGGUUAACCAGAGUGGUUCCAGGGAUGAAGGUUCUCAACUACAAGGUCAGAGAGGGGUGGCUGGCGCAGUUCUCAUGGAGCAUAGAAGCAAUUGAGGAGAUUUAAUGGUGGUGAUAGACCCCGAAGGAUUUAAAUGUAGAGAAGCUCAACCCAUUGAUGGAUGGUUGUAGGACUUGUGAGGGGAAAAAGACAGAGGCAAUGUGGGGAAAAACCUUUUUGUUUAGACCCAGGAAAUGGUUUUGAUCCAGAGCUUGUUGCCUUUGAGCCUGGUGGAAAUGCAGUCAUUUCGGGCUUUCAAAAGGAAGUUUGUUAGGCAUUUGAGGAAGAAUAAUACACAGGACUACAAGAGCAAAAGAAUUGGGUUGAAUGGAUUGUUCUACAAGAACUAGAAUUGGGUUAAUGGGUUGAUGGUUCCCCCCUGUGCCAUAACAAGGAUUUAAUUCUGUUCAGUAAUUCAGAUCCUUCAAUAUCAAAAGGUGUAACUCUACCCAAAACUCUGUAUUUAAGUUGUGCAACUUGGAUCUGUUGUCUUCUAUGUGACUCUUGAAUGGUCCCAGUAGCUCAGGGAAUUAGUGCAUUCCAAACAGUAUUCAGUAAUCUUCAUUGUUACAUUCGGUGCUCUGUACCACCAAUCCCUUGGUUAGACCCAUUAUUGUACCUCACCCGUCUGCCUCCUUUCCAUUAUCACCAUCUGCGGCUGGUAUCUUUGCCUCAGAUCUAAUUCCUGUUCCUUUUGAGGUUAAGUCUUGUCCAAUUGAAGUAGGCAGAUGAGAACAUAAAAAAGAGGAGAUUGAAUUUAUGGCACUGCUGAAGUUGUAUUCAAAAUUCAAGUUGCAGUUUAAUGAAGACAAAGACAAUAUUAAGGUCUUGGUAGGAGGAAUCUGUGUUUGACAUUCAUUCCUGCAGCUUUUCAACCCAUUUGAACUUCUGCAUCAAAUGAUUGCUUCAUAAUUUUAUUAAAUUUUGCAUUUAUGUUUCUAAACCUACAUUCUGCAAAAUUGAUUAUUUAUGUGUUCUUUAGGAACCAAGUGGAUUUAAAAUAUUUCUUGUGCAAGCCUGGCAAGAGGGGAGCUGCCUCUUUGUAUUUGCAGAAUCAAUGCAAUUGUAAGAUUUAACUGCCAUAUAUGUGUAAAUAGAGCUAAACAGUCUGCAAGGAUGUCAAAGAAUUCAGCACGUUCACAAGACCCAUUUGCACUGUACGAAUUCACUUGGAAAUUAACGCUGUGGAAUUUUGGUAUUAUACUGUUUGAGCAACAUUUAAAGUAAUUUUUGCAAUCAUAACAGAUAGAGCCUAGCCAAUCAGGAACACCUUUUUCUCAGAGACACAUAGAUAAAGGAAAUGAAAAUUUGCAAGAAGUCAGAAAUCAAAACAAAAAUGCUUUACAACUUAAUUUUUCGAUUCAAAUCAAAAUGAGAAAACAAGACAAAAUUUCCAAUGCUCUUUUAGUAAAGAAUGCAAAUUGUAACGAUGUUAUAGCCAGGUGGAUUGGGGAAAUUCCUGUGUCAAGCAAGUGACCGAGAUUGAUGUUAUGUGCAGAAUGUAUAUGUAACUACCUUCCAUUCACCAUCUUUCUGGGAAAAUUAUCCUUUUAUGGAGGGAUUCGCUUUAGUUUCUGUUUCCUUUGCUCUUUAAACAGACUCUGUUUACUAAGUGAAUUGGCAUUGUUUACUAAUCAACAGACCAAGAGUUAAAAAGUCUGCCCCACCUCCAACUCCUCGGAUGUAGCAUGGCUGUCAGUGAAUGCUCUUUAUUAAAAGUGCUUAGUUCAAACUAGCAGGUAAAUUAAAUGUUUUAUUGAACAAUAACAACUUAGCAACUAAUAGAUGUAUGUGCUAGUCUGUCAGAGCAAAGCUGAUUAACAAUUUUUGUGGAUCUAUUAGCAUAAAGGAAGAGACCAACUCAAAGCACUAACUUCUCUUCCUGGUUCAAAUGUAAGUCAUGAUAUUUACUUAAAAGAUUUGGGAUUUAUUUUAAACUUUCGUUUUUCUUUACUGGGAGUUCUUGUUCAAGCAUAGAGUAUUCUCGCUGCUCCAGGUGAGUAACAAUGAGAAGUGACUGAUACCGUUGUUGUGGGGGAAUUGACUGGGAUCAUUCAUCUACCAGGAUUUCUGCUCCUCUUCAUAUGGGCACAACCUUGUGGCUCCUGCUAGGUAGUUUGUAUCAGUGGAUGUUGGAUGACAACAGAGUUAUAACUUGAUGGGAUGCAGUCUAUGGUCCAAUAGCCUGCCAACACUCACUGCGUGCACAGACCCAAGCAGUAUGAGCACUUUUGAAGGCGUGACAGGGUUUUCCCAGAGCCCAAGGAAUGUUAUCUGAACAAGGCAGAAGUGUGGAGAAUAGCAAUGGUGAUAACAAUCACCGAAAUUAAUCCUAAUUAGCAGUCAUUUUAACAUGGAUCCCGAUGGUGAGUGAUCCCUCUUUACAAUAUUUCUUUUAUUACUUUAAUGACUGUUUCACAACUCUUUCUUGAGGUAGGGGACAGAGAGAAUUAACAGUAGGAUCCCACCAAAUUAACAUCUUUGAAGUAGAGGAAGAAAAAAAGAACAGGUGUUUCUGUGUAGUUUCCAUCACUACUGUUUCCUUGGUGAGCUGACAAUCAUUUUGCUUUGACCCACAACUGUCUCUCCUCCCCAUUCCCUGUGCAUUCCCAUCACCGUGCAGGGCAGUCCUCUUCAAGGAAAUAUUAGGAGUGCGGGUCAGAGAGAGAGAGAGAGAGAGUGAGAGAUCGCAAACCUGUUGGGAUGUUGGGAAUCUUGACAUGGAGCUUGGGUCAUGCCCCAUACUGGUGCAGGUUCCCAGUUUAGCUGCAAAGAUUGCCAUGUCUGUUCCCCUGACCUGUGUCCCCUGUUGUCAAUACUUGGCCCAGAACUUGGGAUCUCUGACAAUCUCCCCUCCAGGGCUGCAUCAAAACAGGUAACAGAAAAUCUGCUGGGUUCCUUGAGUAAAAUGUACUUGCACGAUAUUGACUCAUCACGGACUGUAGCUGGAAUGCGAUAGAUGUAUUCUGAAAAGAUUGGGUCCCCAGUGAGCUGAAGACCCUUCCACAUCCAUGCCAAUCUUAUUCAGUCUGUAAAUGAAAGUAAGAAAAAUGUGCAGAUGCUGAAAAUCUGAAAUAUAAACAGAAAAUGCUGGAAACACUCAGCAGGUUGGGCAGAGUCUAUGUUUCGAGCAUUUUGUUUAUAUUUCAGUCAAUAGUUGCAUUUAAUCAAUUUCUGCAAUGAAGCAAGAGAGAUUAUUAAUUUUCCGUUCUGGGUGGUUUGCACAUUAGUGUUAAAAGAAAGAUAUAAUUUUACAACUUUGGAGAAAGAUAUUUAAAUCAGCACUAGAAUUACAAAAUCCCAAAUUAGUCUGUGAUGUUCAGUUGGCACUGAGUACCAGCUCACAGUUAAGAACGCAGCUAACAGGAAAUCCUGAAAGGGUUUAAGCACUGCUGUUUUUUUGUUCCACUCCUAUCGAGGUCCAGUGUUGUGCAGGUAGGAAGACCCUUGGUGCAAGUGGGAUAGUUUGAUACCGUUUGAGAAAUUGGGAUGUGGGUGCUGAUUUCAGCAACACUUAAAGGCUUGGCAGAAAGGGAAAAACAAAUCGACCAGUGGCCCUGCCCCUAACUGAUGUUCAGUAGCUCAUGUAGAAAACUCCUGCAUAUUGCAUCUCUCCAAAAGAGAUUGGCCAUGAAAGUGGGACGUACCACAGGUAAAUCAUCUACUGAAGAUCAAUGAAUGCCUAGUUUGCUGAUAAUUUUACAUCAGAGGAGGCUGUGCCUUUAAAAGAGAAAGAAAGGAUUUGAUGGAAAUGCUUUUAGAAUGUUUUAUUUUAGAGAAUGAAUCAAAUACAUUUCCUUUCCAUGGCUUAUUCUGUUUAUAUUGCACGUGCUAAAAACUUGACUGUCAGGCUGAUUUUUGAACAGAACUAAAGUCAACACACGGGUCACAUAUUAAUAAUGUUUAUGCAAAUCAAAGAUGUAAUGUCCAAAGUUGCUAAUGAAUAUUUAUACCAGUGACUGUUGUUGGACUGUAUGUUACUUUCUGUAAGAAGUUUCUGUUAACAUAUU
Messenger RNA from Pristis pectinata (smalltooth sawfish), 8086 nucleotides. RefSeq names its product ATP-binding cassette, sub-family G (WHITE), member 4a (gene abcg4a). NCBI's taxonomy places the organism in Eukaryota, Metazoa, Chordata, Chondrichthyes, Rhinopristiformes, Pristidae. The coding region runs from base 268 to 2253 and encodes 661 amino acids. Gene Ontology annotation, cellular component: plasma membrane. The transcript has 15 exons. Gene Ontology annotation, molecular function: ATP hydrolysis activity; ATP binding; ABC-type transporter activity. The record is from RefSeq and is a predicted model, not a curated record.